AUGCAGGACACGAUCGACAUACCCAUGGUGAGGAGCGGGCGUGACUCGCUCAUCGCCAUGUCGUGUCUGUGGUUGCUUUUUGUGGCAACGGUGGGCCUCCGCAUCUAUGGCCGUAUGAGGGGACCGGGGCUGUCACUGGAUGAUGUUUUUGCGGGCACUGCAAUGGUCUUGGCAACAAGUACAAUCGGCUUGAAUGCUACAGUAUUCACCUCUGGCGUUGGCUACGACCUGGAUCCCAACAACGCCGACAUGUUUCCCAAGCUCAUGAACAACCUCCCAUUCAUCAUGCAGAUAACCUUCGCCUUCACGCUGAUCUACAUUUGGUGUCUAGCUGCCCUUAAGCUCUCCCAACUGGCCCUCUACCACCGUGUCUUCGCCCUUCAACUUCGUAUUCCGGUUUAUAUUGUUGGAGGCAUCGUAGUUGCCUGGGCCAUCAUCUUCAACUUUGUCUUCCUGUUCCUGUGCGACCCCAUCUCGCAGCAGUGGACGGUGGAGCGAGUUGGACAUUGCAUGGAUCAGAUUCUUCUACUCAAGUGCUUGAUCCUGACCAAUAUGGUGACGGAUCUCAUGAUUGUGGCUUUGCCAAUUCGCUCAGUGUGGCAGCUGCAGAUGCGCAAGACAGAAAAGCUCGCUGUGUUGGCCUGUUUUGGCUUGGGAUUGGCAUGUGUAUUCAUCAGUAUUGCGCGCUUCGUACUCAUCUACACCAUUGACCUCAUCGGUAAUCUCACAGGGACCUCAGGCACCACGUUUAUGUUGUGCACUAUUGAACUGAUGCUUGCUGGUAUUUGCAUCAACAUCCCGAUGCUUCGGCCCUUUUACCUGCGAUGGCGCACAAAGUACAAGAGCUCAUCGAGCAACAGCGGGAUAACAAGCGGCUUGAAAAGGUCGGGCACUGGUGGUUUGGGAGGAUCACAGCAACAAAGACCAGGUCACUACACACAGUGGAUGGAGCUGCAUGACAAGGACAACGCAAAUGUCACUGUUACUGCCGACGAUGCUAGUUCAGAGAGAAAGCUCACCGCCAAGCCCAUGCCGUUCGACGCGAUCCAGGUAUCCAAGGACUUUGUCGUCACACGCAGUUAG
Exserohilum turcica Et28A is the source of this 1083-nucleotide messenger RNA. RefSeq lists its product as uncharacterized. Bases 1 to 1083 code for a protein of 360 amino acids. The transcript has 6 exons. The record is from RefSeq and is a predicted model, not a curated record. Lineage: Eukaryota; Fungi; Ascomycota; Dothideomycetes; Pleosporales; Pleosporaceae.